Messenger RNA from Schistosoma rodhaini, 1782 nucleotides. NCBI's taxonomy places the organism in Eukaryota, Metazoa, Platyhelminthes, Trematoda, Strigeidida, Schistosomatidae. The record is from the annotation of a GenBank genome assembly.
AUGUCCGCGAAAUCAUCUGAUAACAAAUUCUCAUCUGUUAUUCAAAUAAAUACGAUAGAUGAUUACAUUGCUCCCACACAGGCAUGUAUUAAACCAGUGAGGAUCGAUAAAUCUUUUGGAAAGACCAGAUCUGUUAAAGUUGAAGAAGAUGGUUCUUACACGGCUGUAACUGAGGACGGGAGUAAAUACUCCUUACAAAAAGCAUCCAUCAAUCUCAAUGACUGUUUGGCUUGUAGUGGUUGUAUAACUUCUGCAGAGACCAUUCUCAUAUCCGAACACAGCUCUACCGUAUUUUCUGAUAUUUUGUUGCAAAAUAAGUCCAAAAAGGUAAACGAUCGGAGCAUAAUAGUUGUUUCGUUGUCACCACAAACCAUUGCCAAUUUAUUGAGCCAUGUAACAGCCCUUCCUGAAAGUAAAUUGGCUAGAGCAUUUCGCUGUUUUCAAGUCAGUAAUUCCCUAUCAAAGCCGGAUAUGAGUACUUUCAGGACUUUUAUUGCUUCGUGUCUCUUUUCUAUCGGGGUUCAUUUGGUUACCGACGUUACUUGGGCUCGUGACAUAUGUCUUUAUGAAGCGGGAUUAGAAUUCAUAGAGCACUUCAAAAAACGUGAUGAUAAAUGCGCAGAUACUUUGCCCUUGUUUUCCAGUAUUUGCCCAGGUUGGAUAUGUUAUGCUGAAAAGAGUCCCCUUACUUCAUCCAUCCUGUCAAGCUCUGGGUACCGUGAAUUCUCAAUUAUCCCUCAUAUAUCAAAUGUUCGUUCUCCGCAGCAAAUAGCAGGCAGGGUAAUUAAACUUUUAGGUGAAGAGAAAUGUUUUCAUGUCAGUAUUAUGCCUUGUUUUGAUAAGAAGUUAGAAGCAUCUAGAGAGGAGUUUUCGGUACCUUCAAAAAGUAUUUCUGACUUUUAUGUCCCAGAUGUUGAUUUGGUCUUGGCUACCAAUGAACUGCUUUGCUUCCUUGAAUCAUUAAUUGACGAAUCUAGUGAUACCGUCUUGUUUUCUUUUGCUGAACACACAUCUGAAGUUGGAGAAAGUCAGCGGUUGAUAUUAGAGAGAUUAUAUGAAAUAUUUUGUGUGAAAAUGUCGCAGGAGAAAACCGGUGUUGCAUUUGAUCAUUUUCCUUUGCGAGUCAACGGAAUGCUUCCUAUGUAUAGACACAGUGGGAGUGGUUCAGGUGGAUACGCGGCAUGUAUUCUAAAGAUGGCAGCAGAAGAACUAUUCUCGGUCAAAUUAAAGCCUGACAUAUUAAAGGAUGAACGUGUGUUAACUCGCUAUUUACAAAAUCGAGAUAUUCAGGAAUUAAUCUUGUUUAACUCAAAAGAAGACCGUAAUUUGGCGGAGUCUCUGCUAUCAUCUCUUUCAAAUCGAACACCUUACCGUCACUUUGAAACCCAACCAAAAGCAAUGUUAAUAUUUGGGAUAGCUAAUGGAUUUCGUAAUAUCCAAACUAUUGUUCAAUAUCUGCGAAAAACGUAUCAAUUUAAAAAAUGCGAUGACCCAGAGUUAAUAAAGUCCAGACAAAUAAAAGUCCACUAUCCGUUUGAUUAUGUAGAGGUGAUGGCAUGUCCAAAUGGUUGUCUUAACGGUGGUGGACAAGUAAAAGAAAUUAUGGCACAAACAAGCGAACUGUAUGCAAGUCUUCCAGUUUUUGAACCGAUGUCGAACGAUUUAGUAAAGAACUUGUAUGAAUAUAUCAAAUCAAAAGACCCUGACCUUAAAUACCUACACACUACAUACAAAACUGUUCCUAAGAUUGAAAUCAUAAAUCCCAGUGCAUUAAAGUGGUGA